AUGUCAGUUCUCGUGCUCGGCGCCGGCGAGCUGGGCACAGCCAUGCUCAAAGCCCUCACGGCGCACCCCUCACGCCCCCGCGACUCCCCCGUGUCCGUCCUCCUGCGGCCCUCGACCAUCACCUCCUCCGACCCGACCAAGCGAGACUCCCUGGCCCAGAUCGCGGCCCUGGGCGUCUCCGUCGAGGCAGGCGACGUCGUCCACGACCCCGUCCGCGACCUCGCGCGCACCUUUGCGCGGCACCACACCGUCAUCAGCUGCACCGGCUUCGUCGGCCCUGCCGGCACCCAGCGGCGCAUCUGCGAGGCGGCCCUGCUCGCGGGCGUGCGCCGCUUCGUCCCCUGGCAGUUCGGCGUCGACUACGACGCCAUCGGGCGGGGCGGCCCGCAGCCGCUCUUUGACGAGAUGCUCGACGUGCGGGACGCGCUGAGGGCGCAGGCCGAGGUGACGUGGAUCAUCGUCAGCACUGGCCUGUUUAUGAGCUUUCUCUUCGUGCGGGAGUUCGGCGUCGUCGACCUGGAGGCGCGCACGCUGCGAGCCCUGGGCGGGUGGGACGUCGAGGUCACGCUGACGGGGCCGGGGGACAUCGCCGCGAUGACGGCCGAGGUGGUCUACGAGCCACGCGGGAUCCCGGGCGACGGCCGCAACGUGGUGUACGUCUCCGGUGACACGGUGUCGUACGGCCGCGUGGCGGACCUGGUCGAGAGGAGGUUCCCCGGCGUUGAGUUCGCGAGGGAGGUGUGGGACAUGGAAGUGCUGGGGGAGAACCUCGCGAGGGACCCGGCGGACACGUGGAACAAGUAUCGCGCCAUCUUCGGCGCCGGCAAGGGCAUCUCGUGGCCGACGGAGAAGACGCUGAACCACGAGCGCGGCAUCGAGUUGGAGAAUUUGGAGACGUAUCUCGGCAGGAUGCAGACUCCGGCUGCAUUGAGGUCGUAG
Messenger RNA from Colletotrichum destructivum, 939 nucleotides. RefSeq names its product Putative NmrA-like domain, NAD(P)-binding domain superfamily. The record is from RefSeq and is a predicted model, not a curated record. The transcript has a single exon. Gene Ontology annotation, molecular function: oxidoreductase activity. NCBI's taxonomy places the organism in Eukaryota, Fungi, Ascomycota, Sordariomycetes, Glomerellales, Glomerellaceae. The coding region runs from base 1 to 939 and encodes 312 amino acids.